AUACCUCUUAACUGUUCAUGAGCCGUCAGAGUGGACAAACCUUUUUAGACGCCACUGGAUGAAACGAAGAUUCGCAGCCUCUUUCCUCUGAACUUUCCCGGAAGCCUCUCGACCUGGAAAACGAUUCAAUUUUCCCGCUUUCUCUUUCCCUUUCGCCUUUUCCCCUUUCUCCUUUCUUCUCUCUCUUUUCGAAUCCACGAGAGAAUACUGUCGGACUGCUCGUAUAGCUCGUUUUUUUUGUUUUGGAUCGGAUCAGAUCUGUUCUCGUGAUCUGAAUCGAGGGACCGUUCGGAAGCAGAGAAAAUGCAAACUAGGUACAUGGAGAGGUCCAACAGCAUGGCGAGGGAGAAGCGGGCUCUGGAUCCGACUGCCAGUGAAGAAGGUCAGCGCGACCGGAAACGGCCUGCUCUUGCUAGUGUCAUUGUUGAAGCUCUCAAGGUGGAUAGUCUGCAGAAACUUUGUUCAUCACUGGAGCCAAUUCUUCGGAGAGUUGUUAGUGAAGAGGUGGAGCGUGCUUUGGCAAAGUUGCACCCUGCUAAACUUAAUGCGAGGGCAUCUCCUAAACGAAUAGAAGGGCCAGAUGGGAGAAACUUGCAGCUUCACUUCAGGUCCAGGUUGUCGCUCCCACUCUUUACGGGAGGCAAAGUAGAAGGCGAGCAGGGUGCUGCAAUCCACAUUGUUUUGCUUGAUGUGAACACAGGUCAUGUUGUGAUAUCAGGUCCAGAGUCUUCAGCAAAACUUGAUGUGGUUGUGCUUGAAGGCGAUUUCAAUAAUGAAGAUGAAGAAGGCUGGAGUCAAGAAGACUUUGAGUCGCACAUAGUGAAAGAGCGUGAAGGAAAAAGGCCUCUUCUGACUGGGGAUUUGCAAGUGAUUUUGAAGGAAGGUGUAGGAACCCUGGGAGAUCUUACAUUUACUGACAACUCUAGCUGGAUAAGGAGCAGGAAGUUCAGAUUGGGUCUAAAGGUCACCUCAGGCUGUUGUGAAGGCAUUCGUAUUCGUGAGGCAAAAACGGAUGCCUUCACUGUCAAGGAUCACAGAGGAGAAUUAUACAAGAAGCACUAUCCACCUGCAUUAAGUGACGACGUUUGGAGACUAGAGAAGAUUGGCAAAGAUGGAUCAUUUCACAAGAGGCUUAAUAAAGCUGGAAUAUAUACAGUUGAAGACUUCCUAAGGCUUAUAGUGAGAGACUCUCAGAGACUAAGAAAUAUACUGGGAAGUGGCAUGUCGAAUAAGAUGUGGGAAGUCCUUUUAGAGCACGCUAAGACUUGUGUUCUAAGUGGGAAACUUUAUGUUUACUACUCUGAUGAUAUCAGGAAUGUUGGUGUUGUUUUUAACAACAUCUAUGAAUUAAGUGGCUUGAUUGCUGGCGGGCAAUAUUGUUCAGUUGAUUCUCUUUCGGAUAGUCAGAAGGUCUUUGUGGAUAGCUUGGUGAAGAAGGCCUAUGACAAUUGGAUGCAUGUUAUAGAGUAUGAUGGCAAGUCUCUUUUAGGCUUCAAGCAGAAUCAGAACUCUGUUGCUUCUCAGAGUGACAUUACAGUGGGCCCACAAGAUUAUUCCAACUCCUUUGAUUCUCAGCUCGCACUACCAAGCCUUUCAGCAGCAAUUCCUCAGCAGCACUCUAUGAAUCCAGUCCUCACUGUAGGAGGACAUGAUGUCAGUAACCAGUACCCAACACAGUCGCAGAAUGUGAAUCUCAAUGCUCCUAUCCAGUUCGACAGCACUUCAUUUCCUCUUCACAACCAGCUGAUCAGUACUUCGCUACAAACCCAGCCUCCCAGAAGUGACAACGCGUUAGCCCUGGGUCAACCAGAGUCAUCCAUGUCAAGCUUCCAGACUGGUGGCACAUCAAAUUUCAGUUCUUAUAGGGGACUUGAGGACUUCUUCCCGGAGGAAGAGAUUCGCAUGAGAAGUCAUGAGAUGCUAGAAAACGAAGACAUGCAGCAUCUACUUCGUAUUUUCAACAUGGGUGGCCAUGGUCAAGGUCAUGCCUCUGUUAGCACAUCUAACAAUGGCUACUCUUACCCAUCUGCAGCAUUUAUGCCCAACCAAUCUUCAAACUAUGUGUUUGAUGAUGACCGGACACGUUCCUCAGGCAAAGCCGUUGUUGGGUGGUUGAAGCUCAAGGCAGCUCUUAGGUGGGGCAUAUUCAUCAGGAAGAAAGCUGCCGAGAGGCGGGCUCAUCUUGUUGAGUUGGAUGAUUUAUAGACAUGGGGUUUGUAUCCAUGGGCAAGGGAUCCUCUAUUCAAGGUUGCUUCUCCAACUGUCCGAAGGCACUCCCGCCACACCGUGAGGCUGGGUUUUUGUAUUUAUGGGCAAGGGAUCCUCUGUUUGCGUUACGAUGAAGCGUUUCAGGAUACCAUUCUGCAUCUUCUGAAUGACCAACGGUCGUCUGGUAUCUCUUAAAUGGGAUGGAGUUUUUUCGUCCUUUUUGAUAUUUAAUCACCUUUCGGUUCAUUUUUUUUACUUUUCUGGUUCUUGAUGAGAGUAACUGGUAAAGUGGGGAGAAAAGAUGUUGCAUAUUUGAAAAAAAGCCUGCUGGAGAUAAAAGUAAGCCUUACUUAGACUUAGUUUUGUCUUCAGUAAUCUUUUUUCAAAUUUGAUCAUAGGUUUUUCCUUUCUAUCUUUUUCCAGUUUCUCUCAUCGAGACAAGCUGGAGAAGUGAAAUAAAACUAACUGAAAGGUGGUAAAUGUUCACAAGAUACGAAAAAUUAUCAGUGAGAAGCUGACUUUUGUAAACAUCGCCAUUAGGUACAGAUUCCUGUUAAGACUCGGAAUUAAUGUAGUAUCGGGAGGACCAUGGAAGUCUGAAAAUUUAGAAUGGCCUCUUUCUCAUUUGCCGUCAUAUUUUUCAUGGUAGAAGCAGGGGCAACUUUCUCCUCUAUCUGUUGUACCUUAUUCUUUUUUGUUUUUGGGUGGAGAUUGUGCCUUGCUAUCGUAGCGUGCUUACACAAUAAUCGCCAUCGGUGUUGUAUGUUUGUAACAGUAAGACUGAACUGGUAGCAGUGCUGAUUUGAUUGUAUAAUUUGCUAGUAUGAUUUGAUGAGGACAGUGGCUUAGUAUUAUGAACGUGUUUUGUUGUA
Messenger RNA from Rhododendron vialii, 3080 nucleotides. Its product is annotated as calmodulin-binding protein 60 B-like. The record is from RefSeq and is a predicted model, not a curated record. The transcript has 8 exons. NCBI's taxonomy places the organism in Eukaryota, Viridiplantae, Streptophyta, Magnoliopsida, Ericales, Ericaceae. Gene Ontology annotation, biological process: regulation of salicylic acid biosynthetic process. Bases 304 to 2205 code for a protein of 633 amino acids. Gene Ontology annotation, cellular component: nucleus. Gene Ontology annotation, molecular function: sequence-specific DNA binding; DNA-binding transcription factor activity; calmodulin binding.